GCCACAUGGAGUCCACUAAUUGGCUUCAACCAGCAUAAGUACUGUUGGUAUAUUCAUAACUAGUCUGUGGUCUAGAAGUCUAGAAUGCAGCAACAUGAUGUCAAAGAUAAGUCCGACAUGAUAGAGUGAAAAAAGUGUUUCCUCCCAAGAUUUUGGCUCCUUCAGUUUCAAAUAAACCAACUAUAGUUUGCUUGGUCGCUCACUAACUCCCUAGCUAGCGUGAGUCUCGAGUCCCUGCAGCAAGAAAUUUGAGCAACAUGUAAACGGAAUAGUUGGAGUGUAAUUUUGACUAAUAAUGUUAAAACAAGAACUUCAAGUUUUCUACACUCUAACUACGAAAAUCUAUUAACAUUCAACCCUAUAUUGGAAAUUAAUUCAUCACAGUAGGGUCUGUAACUAAUUAAUCACUAUACACGAGGGAAAAAAUAUUGUGCUUUGUUUUCUGCAUGAAAGAUUAUGUGUUCAUAUUUUCGGAACAGAUUCAAUGGAUUUAGAUUAUUUAUUUGAAAAAUAAAGAAAAUGUGAUUUGGUUCUCAUAGGCCUGUCCGAUAUAUCAAGAUUGUGGCUCGGCGCUUGCUCUAUUGUUUAUACUCAGGAGCAGCUGUUAGGUUUGAGCACCCCUUCACUAUGCAGAGCGAUCCAAAAUCCCCACGGCGAUACGGAGGAGGAGUGGGGCUGCUUAGCGGAAGUGAACAGCGAAAAAGACACAAUAAAGGUUGCAGUAUAAAGACAGUAUCAACCAUGUUUACUGUCUGUCAUCAUAGGGAAAGUGAGAUGAAAGCGCUAACAGUAUUAACUUGGCUGAAGAAAGUGCAGCCCGAUUACACUGAAGAUUAAAUGUUUUCUAUAUUUACUUAAAAAUGAGAAUAUACUAUUUAUUUCAGUGGCUAUUUUUCUAAAAGAUUGUUUACAUUUUAAUAAAAACGUGCACACAUUUGGCUUCGACUUUUGUGCAGAUUGAGUGUGUGGGAAAAAAAAUAUCGGGAUAUAAGCUUUGGUCCAUAUUGCCCAGCUGUAGGUUCUCACAUGUUUUCAUCUUAAUUUUUUGAAUGGUUAAUGACUAAAUAUGUGGUUCCACUUUGAAUGCUUUUCACUGAACACCAGUGAUGUCAAUGAAUUAACAUGCAGUACGUUUUCAAAUAGCUAUAGAUUCAGAUUCAUCAUCAGUGACAGCCCUUUUUGACUACUCCACAACUAUACCGCCCAGAGCAGUGUGUAAAAACCAUGGCACGCAUUUUCUCCUGUGUAAAUUCCGAUCGUGCAUGUCUGCAUUAAAGUUCACAUGUGCAUAAUACACAGAGAUUUGUGUACAUGUAAGUUUUCACACGAUUAUGAGUGUUUAUGAUGUGAAGAAUAUGUUUGGCUUGGAGCAGAUGAAGCAGAAAAUUAAAUGCAGUAGAUGCAUAAUAAGGCAUGUGUGCAUGUAUGUAAGAUGAGCACGUGUGACUUGCUCUGUGGAAUAUCAAGAGGCUGACAGUACAUUGGCAGGGCUAAAUGCCUCUGCAUGCAUGCUUUAAAGGGAAGCAGAGGAUGUUAAAAAAAAAGCGGGUUGUGGGGUGAGACGGCAAAGACGAGGGAGAGAAACGUUGAGAAACAAGGAUGAUACACCAUGAUGCAUACAGGCAAAGGUGUUGGGAGAAAAGGAGUAAAAGAGGAGCAAAGACAGAGUGGAGCAGCAGAGUAGAGUGAAGCGGAGAAGCACAAGGGGCAGACAAUCCUGGAAUACCAAACGCUUUUCUGGCUGAGUGAGGGAAAGAGAGAGAGAGAGAGAGAGAGAGAGAGAGAGAACGAAAGACGAGGAGGGUUUGCAGUGAAAAAUAGAGGGCAGACAUAGAAUACCAAAGAGAAUAAACACUAUGAAGCUUUUUAAGUCUUUUUAGAAUUACAUCCAAAGUAGUUUAAAAUAGAAACACAUAUUUUUGUCAGUUUAGUCAGAUACUGAUGACAAUACAGCAAAAUAAUAUAGAGAGCCACACAGAUGUGAGAGGGUAUUAAAAUAGAAAAUAUAUAUUUUUUCAAACUUUUGACCUGUAAAUGGCAAGAAAACUGUCCUUUAAAAACUGUCCUUGUUCUAAAUUCAGAUUGACUAUGCAAGGUCAACUUGUAUCAGAAUGAUAGGAAGAGAAAACUUUGGAGAAGAAACGGAAGGGCUAAUGAUCCAAAGCAUAUCACAUCAUGGCUGGAAAAUGCUAUGGGCAUAAUUUAUUUUCGCUUUGCUUAAUCAGGUUGCUAUGGAAGAAGUCUGUCAUUUAUUUAGCAAGACCUACAGACUAAUAAUAUACACUAGCAAAUUUAUUUUUCCACAGAUUUAUGGCAAAGUAUGUUCUUCUUCGUAUUAUUGUAUGACAUAUGCAGAUAUUGAUAAAUCCACCUGGGCAGCAUCUAAGAGAGCAGUCUUGCACAAUAUGAAGCCCAGUCUGAUCAGGAACAUUACAAUCACAUUCUGGGUUGUCUCUCAUCUUCCACUGGUGGAUACGAUGGGCUCUCCUGGCAAGGGUUGUGUGGAUCCUAUUAAGGGAUAACCACUGCUUCUGUGGAAGGUCAAAGCGAGGUGGUUUUGAUGUUGGGUUUUCAAUCAGAUCUUGGUUAAGAAAUUCAGUCUCUUCCCAUACUCUCUGCCACUUUUUGAGACUUGGUUUGUUGGUUUCAGAAUGGUGAUUACCUUGGUCUUUCUCCAGAUUUUUGGAGUAACCCAAAUGCAUUGGAUGGCUGCGAAGAGAGAAUCAACCCAGGCAUGAGCAUUGUGGUCAAGGUUCUUCAGGAACUCAGGAUGGAUACCAUCAACCCCUGCUGCUUUGUCUGCUUUGGUGGAUGAAAUUAAUCUAGCUCACUCCUGGUGUAGAGUCUGGCAAAUGGGGUACUCUUCCAUGAGGACAUGUUGGUUGCUGAAAGAUGCGUGUGAAAUUCCUGGCUUGCGUCCUUGUCCUGCCCAGCCAUACAUGUGGCACCCCCGGACUCAUCCCAAACGGAGUCAUUCAUGGUGCACGGUACAACAUCGGGGACAAAAUCCGCUACAGCUGCGAGUCGGGUUUCGUCUUGGAGGGACAUAAUAUCCUCACAUGUAUUGUAUCAGCAGGCAGUGGGGCACAGUGGGACUUCCCUUCACCUUUUUGUCGAGCGGAGGGGGCAUGCGGCGGCACAUUACGGGGCACCGCGGGUUCGAUAGCCAGCCCCGGAUACCCUGCAGAGUAUGAUAACAAUCUGGAUUGCACGUGGUCAAUCCUCGCUGAACCCGGAGACACAAUAGCGCUUGUCUUUCAUGACUUCUUUUUGGAAGACAAGUAUGACUUCCUGGAAAUCAGUGGGACGGAGGCGCCCAGUAUAUGGCUAACUGGUACAACCCUGCCCUCCCCAGUUAUAUCAAGUAAAAACUGGCUAAGGAUACACUUUACCUCAGACAGCAACCAUCGAAGGAAAGGAUUCAGUGCUCAGUACCAAGUGAAGAAAGCGAUAGAGUUGAAGUCCAGAGGCGUGAAGAUGAUGCCUAGUAAAGACUCCAGCCACAAAAAUGCAGUCUUAAGUCAAAGCGGCCUAGCAGGAGAUGCAUGUCCAGAUCCUGGAAUUCCAGAAAAUGGCAAGAGAAUGGGAUCCGCCUUCCAAGUCGGCUCCAGUGUCCAAUUCAGUUGUGAUGACAGCUACGUUCUUCAAGGAUCCAAAAGUAUCACCUGUCAAAGAGUGACGGACACACUCGCUGCCUGGAGUGACCACAGACCCAUCUGCAGAACACGUACCUGUGGGAGCAACCUGCGGGGCCCCAGAGGGAUCAUAACGUCUCCUAAUUAUCCUGUCCAAUAUGAAAACAAUGCUCACUGUGUUUGGGUCAUCACUGCAUUGGACUCUGCAAAGGUCAUAAAGCUGUCAUUUGAAGAGUUUGACCUGGAACGAGGCUACGAUACACUAACCGUGGGGGACGGAGGGAAGAUAGGAGACACUCGACGGGUACUUUACGUACUCACUGGCUCCAGUGUACCUGACAUCAUCGUGAGCUUGUCCAAUCAGAUGUGGCUUCAUCUGCAGUCAGAUGACACAAUCGGCUCUGCAGGGUUCAAGGCAGUAUACGACGAGAUUGAAAAGGGUGGCUGCGGCGAUCCCGGAGUGCCGGUGUUCGGUCGCCGUAGCGGCGAUGGCUUCCAGCACGGGGAUGUGCUGACCUUCUUUUGCCAGUCUGCGUUUGAAUUGGUCGGCGAGAGGAGCAUCACGUGCCAGCAUAAUAACCAGUGGUCUGGUAAUAAACCCAGCUGUGUCUUCUCAUGUUUCUUCAACUUCACGGCCCCGUCUGGAACCGUGCUAUCCCCAAACUAUCCCGAGGAAUACGGCAACAACCUCAACUGCGUGUGGUUGAUUAUUUCGGAACCAGGGAGCCGCAUCCAUCUGCUCUUCUCAGACUUUGACCUGGAGCCUCAGUUUGACUGGUUGGUGGUCAAAGACGAAGGUGUAUCCGAGCCAACAACAUUUGGGACAUUCUCUGGAAAGGAUGUUCCAUCCCAAAUCGCUUCAAACGGACACAUAAUGAGACUGGAAUUUCAGUCGGAUCACUCCAACACCGGCAAAGGCUUCAAUAUCAGCUAUACAACAUUUGGCCAGAAUGAGUGUCACGAUCCAGGCGUCCCUGUCAAUGGUCAAAGAUAUGGCGACCAAUUUCAGCUUGGCAGCUCCGUGGCUUUCCGUUGUGACCAAGGAUUCAUUAGAACACAGGGGUCAGACCAGGUCACCUGCAUCAUUCAGGAUGGAAAUGUUGUUUGGUCUGCGGCAGUACCACGCUGUGAAGCGCCAUGUGGGGGCCAUCUUACUGCUCCGGCUGGAGUUCUUCUGUCUCCUGGAUGGCCUUCCUUCUAUAAAGAUUCUCUCAACUGCCAGUGGGUGAUAGAAGCCCUGCCUGAUCACGCUGUGAAGAUACACUUUGACAGGUUCCAGACUGAAGUCAACUAUGAUACACUAGAAAUCAGGGAUGGCCCCUCAUCCUCCUCCCCCCUGAUUGGGGAAUACCACGGCACCCAGGCACCUCAUUUCCUGAUUUCUACAUCCAACUUCCUGUUCCUGUUGUUCACCACUGACAACAGUCGCUCAGCAACAGGCUUCAGCAUCAGAUACGAGAGUGUGAAAAUGGAGUCUGACUCUUGUCUUGACCCUGGUAUACCGGUCAAUGGACGUCGCCAUGGCAGCAGCUUCUCCAUCGGCUCUCGCGUCUCGUUUACAUGCGACCUAGGAUAUACGCUGAGUGAUCAGGAGCCCAUUGUUUGUGAGCAAAAUCAUCAGUGGAGUCACGCUCUUCCCAGCUGUGAUGCGCUGUGUGGAGGAUAUGUCUAUGGAAAAAUGGGCACCAUUCUUUCACCGGGAUUUCCUGACUUCUAUCCCAAUUCUUUGAACUGCACCUGGACCAUAGAGGUAUCUCAUGGUAAAGGAGUCCACCUUGUCUUCCAUACUUUCCAUUUGGAGGAGAACCACGACUACCUGUCCAUCACGGAGGACGGCAAUUUCCUGGUUCCAGUAGCUCGACUAACUGGCUCAGUGCUGCCCCCGAGCGUUAAAGCGGGGCUCUUCGGGAAUUUCAGUGCCCAGCUGCGAUUCAUAUCCGAUUUUUCCAUGAGUUAUGAAGGAUUUAAUAUUACGUUUUCAGAAUACGACUUGGAGCCUUGUGAGGAUCCAGGAGUACCAGCGUUCAGCAGACGAACGGGAUUCAGAUUUGAAGUCGGUGACUCGCUGGCCUUCUCUUGUUUUCACGGUUACCGACUCGAGGGAGACAGCAAGAUCACCUGCCUCGGUGGAGGCAGGCGAGUGUGGAGCAACACACUGCCUAGAUGUAUAGCUGAGUGUGGAGCCACCUCUUUGGGACCAGAAGGUGUUCUUGUCUCUCCAAACUUUCCAUCCAACUACGACAAUAACCACGAGUGCAUCUAUCGCAUCACGACGGAGAAGGGACAAGGAAUCAGGCUGAAAGCCGAGAGCUUCUCUCUGCAAGAUGGAGACUAUCUCAGGGUGUAUGAUGGAGAGAACAGUUCAUCUCGUCUCCUUGGCAACUUCACCUCUGAAGUCAUGAUGGGUCACGUCCUCAAUAGUACCUCCAAUCACUUGUGGCUGGAGUUCAACAGCAACGCCUCAGGAACCACUCAAGGCUUUCACCUUACAUACACAAGUUUUGACCUGGUUCGGUGUGAGGAACCUGGUGUCCCCAGUUAUGGCUACAAAAUCCAGGAUGACGGCCAUUACGCCAACACUUUUGUCCUUUACUCUUGCAACCCUGGCUACAGUCUCCAUGGCAGCAGUACACUGACCUGUCUUAGUGGGGACAGACGUGUUUGGGACAAACCAGUUCCAUCCUGUAUUGCUGAAUGUGGAGGUCACAUAACUGGAGCAGUGUCUGGACGGAUUUUGUCCCCGGGAUACCCUGCCCCAUAUGACAACAACCUGCACUGCACCUGGACUAUAGAGGCUGAUACUGGCAAGACUAUCAGUCUCCACUUCAUCGUUUUCGACACUGAGAUUGGCCAUGAUACCCUGAGAGUUUGGGAUGGACCAUCUGGACCGUCGGAUGGAGGGAUCCUUUUGAAAGAGUGGUCGGGUCCAGCUUUGCCUGAAGAUAUCCACUCGACUUUCAACAUACUCACACUUCAAUUUGAUGCUGACUACUUCAUCAGCAAGCAGGGAUUUUCCAUCCAGUUCUCCACCACAACAGCAACAACCUGCAAUGACCCUGGCAUCCCAGUAAAUGGCUCUCGAUAUGGGGACAGUAAGGAGCCCGGUGACAGUAUGACGUUCCAGUGUGACCCUGGCUAUCACCUCCAAGGCCCUGAUACCAUCACAUGUGUCCGCAUGGAUAACAGGUUCUACUGGCAGCCUGAUCCUCCAACAUGCAUGGCAACCUGUGGAGGUAACGUCAGCAGUCCUUCUGGAGUGAUCCUGUCUCCAAACUACCCUCAGCCUUACCCUCCGGGGAAAGAGUGUGAUUGGCGAAUCCGAGUCAACCCAGACUUUGUCAUUGCGCUCAUCUUCAAAAGUUUUAAUAUGGAGCCCAGUUAUGACUUCUUGCACAUCUAUGAGGGAGAAAACUCUAAUGGGCCACUGCUGGCGAGUCUCCAAGGUAACCAGGCCCCCGAGCGCAUCGAGAGCAGUGGUAACAGUCUCUUCCUGGCAUUUCGAUCAGAUGCCUCUCUGGGAAUGUCUGGCUUUGCCAUUGAGUUCAGAGAAAAACCGAGGGAGGCCUGUUUUGAUCCUGGUAACAUUAUGAACGCUAGUCGGACCGGACAUGAUUUUAAACUGGGAUCUCAGGUGUCCUACAACUGUCACCAUGGCUACACAAUAAUGGGCGGGGAAACCAUAACCUGUGUGAUGGGGCGUGAUGGGAAGCCGGUGUGGGAUAAGGCUCUACCGUCCUGUAAAGCACCAUGCGGUGGACAAUAUGGCGGAUCUGAGGGAGUGGUCCUAUCUCCAAACUACCCUCUAAACUACACCACCAGACAAAUGUGCCCCUAUUACAUCACUGUGCCACCACAGUUUGUUGUUUUCGGUCAGUUUGCCGUCUUCCAGACUGCAAUGAACGACUCUGUGGAGCUGUUUGAUGGAGCCAAUGAGAACUCACGAUUGCUAAGCUCCCUGGCAGGAUCACAUUCAGGAGAGACGUUACCACUGGCUACUUCCAAUCAGAUAAUGCUGCGCUUCAACGCCAAGAGUGGUCAAUCAGCUAAGGGCUUUCACUUUGUCUACCAAGCUGUGCCUCGGACCAGUGACAGUCAGUGUAGCUCGGUGCCAGAGCCUCGAUACGGCAGGCGAAUUGGGUCAGAGUUCUCGGCUGGAUCGGUGGUCCGGUUCGAGUGCAGUCCAGGAUAUCUUUUGAAGGGAUCAAGCGCAAUCCGGUGCCGGGCUGUACCGGGAGCUCUGGCACAGUGGAAUGCAACAACGCCCAGCUGUAUCGUUCCCUGCAGCGGCAAUUUGACCGAACGUCGUGGCACCAUCUUGUCUCCUGGCUAUCCGGAGCCAUACCCAAACAGUCUCAACUGUCUGUGGAGAAUCCAUGUCAGCGAAGGGGCUGGGAUACAGAUCCAAGUGAUAACAUUUGCCACAGAGCACAACUGGGAUUCUCUGGAGAUCUACGAUGGAGGAGACAUGACGGCUCCUAAAUUAGGGUCAUUUUCUGGAACAACAGCUCCCGCCCUCCUUAACUCCACAUCCAAUCAGCUUCUCUUGCACUUUCAGAGUGACAUUAGUGUUGUUGCUGCAGGUUUUCACCUUGAGUAUAAAACGGUUGGCUUGACUACUUGUCCAGAGCCUAUGAUCCCAGCAAAUGGCAUUAAAACAGGAGACAGGUACAUGGUCAAUGAGGUAGUGGCCUUCACAUGUGAGCCUGGGUACGACUUACAGGGUCACUCUCAUAUUUCCUGCAUGCCUGGGACUGUGCGUCGAUGGAACUACCCGCCUCCACUUUGCAUUGCUCGUUGUGGCAAGGUGUUGUCAGAGGUCACUGGAGUCAUCCUGAGUCCGGGUUUCCCUGGCAACUAUCCAGGCAACCUGGACUGCACCUGGCAAAUCAUCUUGCCGACGGGAUAUGGAGCGCAUAUCCAGUUCCAGAACUUUUCAUCUGAGGACAACCAUGACUUUCUGGAAGUGCGGGCAGGACCCCAGCACAGCUCGGCUCUUAUUGGACAGUUCACUGGGUCACAGCUCCCACCCCCUCUGCUCAGUACCACUCACCAGACCAUCAUUCACUUCUACAGCGACCAUUCAGAGAACAGACUGGGGUUCAAGCUCACUUAUCAAGCUUAUCAACUUCAGAACUGCCAGGAUCCUUCGCCUUUCGCCAAUGGUGACAUCAUCAACAGUGACUACACCGCUGGACAGUCAAUAACAUUCCAGUGUUACCCUGGAUAUGUUUUAAUUGGACAUCCAGUCCUGACAUGUCUGCAUGGCACAAACCGCAAGUGGAACCACCCAUUUCCGCGCUGCGAAGCUCCGUGUGGCUACAAUGUGACGGCUGAAAAUGGGACCAUUUAUUCACCACAGUAUCCCACUGAAUACCCCAAUUCCCAAGAUUGUAGCUGGCUCAUCACCGUUCCCCACGGACACGGCGUUUACAUCAACUUCACCUUGUUGCAGACAGAGCCCGUCACUGAUUACAUCGCUGUCUGGGACGGUCCAGAUGCGUCCAGUCCUCAGCUGGGAGUAUUCAGCGGCAACACAGCUUUAGAAUCGGCCUACAGUUCCAGCUCCAAGGUUCUGAUUCGCUUUCACUCUGACUUUUCCACUGGUGGAUUCUUCAUACUCAACUUUCAUGCCUAUCGUCUGAAGAAAUGCCCUGCUCCACCUGUAGUGAACAACACAGACAUAAUCUAUGAGGACGAAGACUUCCUAAUAGGUGAUAUUGUGACUUAUCGAUGUCUUCCUGGUUAUACGUUGGUCGGAAAGGCGGAGCUCAUGUGUACACUCAACUCCCAUUUACUCUUUGAGGCCCCGCCCCCAACUUGUCAAGCCCAGUGCCCUGCCAAUGAGGAGCGAUCUUCAUCAUCAGGUGUCAUACUCAGUCCCAUGUUUCCUAGCAACUACCCCAACAGCCAAACUUGCUCCUGGCUACUGCGAAUGCUUCCAGGUUACGUCAUCAACAUCUAUGUUGAAAUGUUUCACAGUGAGAAACAGUUUGACGAGCUGGAAAUUUUUGACGGAUCUUCAGGACAGAGCCCUUUGCUUGUGGCUCUCAGUGGCAACCACUCGUCUCAGCUCAACUUCACCUCCAAAACCAAUCAGCUUUACCUACGCUGGUCCACUGACCACGCAACCAACAAAAAGGGAUUCAAGAUAAGAUACUCAGCUGCGUACUGUAGUAUUAAUGAUCUCCCAGUGAAUGGGGGCGUGACCAACCGAACCAAACUCCGCCUAGGUAGCCGACUUCAGUUCUACUGUACCCAAGGUUACCGUCUGGUGGGCUCUAUGAAUUCCACUUGUAGACUCCACCCCAAUGGGCUUUACCAGUGGGAUACACCUCCACCAUUCUGCCAAGCCAUCUCCUGUGGGAUCCCUCAGUCGCCAGGCAAUGGCAGCUUCCAUGCCUACCAGUAUACUGUGGGCAGUCAAGUGACCUACACUUGUAACCAUGGUUACCACCUUGACCCCAGUCUUCCAGUGACAGCUGCAUGCAUGGAGGAUGGCAGUUGGAGUAAUGUUGCCUCCCCUACUAGAUGCCUCCCCAUCCACUGUACGAGCAUUGAGGGCACCUUGUCAGAUCACAUGACCUACCGUCUUCUGUCUGGUAUGCUGGGAGAAUUCGGUUCUGUGGUCAUGCUGGAAUGCAUCGCAGGAUACUCUUUCGGGGCGGGACAUCGGACACUGCGCUGUCUUGCCAACGGGACUUGGGAGGGGUCUGAUAGCCCAGCCACAUGCAAGAUUUUGUCCUGUGGAGAUCUUCCUUCUCCACCUUUUGGCACCAAACUGGGCACACUGACUACAUUCGGAGCUACUGCCAUCUUUAUGUGUAACCAUGGUUACACAUUGGUGGGGUCACAUGUCAGAGAAUGUGGAGCUAACGGGCUAUGGAGUGGUUCCGAGACCAGAUGUCUUGCUGGCCACUGCGACUCUCCAGAUCCUAUUGUCAAUGGGCACAUUAGUGGCGAUGGUUCUAGUUACCGCGACACAGUGGUGUAUCAGUGCAUGCUGGGAUAUCGUCUGAUUGGCACAUCAGUCAGAAUCUGCCAACAAGACCAUCGGUGGUCUGGAGCAACACCUGUUUGUGUUCCCAUCACUUGCGGUCACCCGGGCAACCCAACCAAUGGACGGACGAACGGCAGCGAAUUUAACCUCAACGAUGUCGUCAACUUCACGUGCAAUAAAGGUUACCUCCUGAGUGGAAAUGCACGUGCUCAGUGUCGACUCAACGGCCAGUGGAGCAGCCCCCUACCAGUCUGCAAAGUGGUAAACUGUUCUGACCCCGGGCAUGUGGAGAAUGGUGUUCGUCAGUCGGGGCUACGUUAUCCAGAAGUCUUCAGCUACGGCGUAACAGUGGCCAUCCACUGUAAACGAGGCUUCUACUUGCUGGGCUCUGCGGUCCUCACGUGCCAACAUGAUGGACGCUGGGACAGACCCACCCCUCGAUGCUUGGCCAUUUCCUGUGGUGACCCUGGUUUGCCACCAAGCGUGGUCUUGUCUGGGACGCACAGCUGGACGUACGGUUCUGUGCUGCAAUACUCAUGUUUGCCAGGAGGUGUGCUGGUGGGCAAUGCUACACGUCACUGUCAAGAGGACGGCACUUGGAGUGGGGCGCCGCCCUACUGCACGGGUUUGAGUCCAGGGAUGUGUGGAGACAUGGGGGUCCCUCCCCACGGUAACCGUUUAGGAGGAGAGGAGUUUAAAACCAAGAGCCUGCUGCGUUUUAGCUGCGAGGCGGGAUACAAUCUGAUUGGCUCCGCUGAGAGGACGUGCCUCCACAAUGGCACCUGGAGUGGAACGCAGCCCGUUUGUCAAGCUGUAUCUUGUGGCAACCCCGGCACCCCGGCCCAUGGUAGGAUCGUCUUCAAUGAUGGCAUCACUUUUGGUAGCUCGGUGGCUUACGCAUGCUGGGAAGGGUUCAAAACAUCGGGCCUGACCACCAGACACUGCACAACAAAUGGGACAUGGACAGGACAACCUCCAGACUGCACUGUGAUCAGUUGUGGAGACCCGGGGCCAAUAGCCAACGGUGUCUAUUUGGGACGCGAGUUCACCUUUAACCACACGGUGGCCUACCGUUGUAACCCGGGUCACCUGAUGGAGCCACCUGGAAUGGGACACAGUGUUUUACGGUGCACUAAAGACGGGACGUGGAACCAAACCAAACCCAGCUGUAAAGUGAUCCAGUGUGGACCACCUCCUCAUGUGCAACAUGGAGAAGUGCAAGGAACAGACCAUUCUUGGGGAUCAGGUGUUAGCUACACUUGUUUCCAUGGUUACCAAUUGUCACUACCAACUGUGUUGACCUGUGAGGGGAAUGGAACGUGGACAGGAGAUGUCCCGCAGUGUCUGCCGGCUCUGUGUGGUGAUCCAGGCUUUCCUGGAGGAGGAUUCAGAGAAGGGAGCAUCUUUACUUAUCGGUCAGAGGUCAGAUUCUACUGCCAGACCCCCUACUUGCUGGUUGGCUCUGCCUCCAGAGAGUGUCAGGCUGAUGGGAUGUGGAGUGGCCAACAACCAGCUUGUAUAGAUCCGGCGUUGAACAGCUGUCGGGACCCAGGAACACCAGCCUAUGGGAUCCCAGUCCAGGCUCAGGGCCUUCAGGUUGGAAAUAAAAUUUCGUUUAAGUGCCGCAAGAACUACCACAUCCUUGGUUCCACCACAAGAACGUGUUUAGAAAAUCUCACCUGGAGUGGAACACAACCCGAAUGUAUUGCUCACUCAUGCCGUCAGCCCGAGACCCCCGGUAAUGUGGAUGUUCGCUCUAUGGACCUGCCGACAUUGGGAUAUACGCUAAUCUACACCUGUCAAGACGGGUUCUAUCUGGCCGGUGGAUCGGAACACAGAACAUGUAAAAGUGAUGGGAGAUGGUCAGGGAAACCACCACUGUGUAAAGUUGGAGUUAAAGUCAAUCCCAAAGGCAGAGGAGAGUCAGACAUCCAGAAGAACAAAAUUCGAGUUCCAGUGGAUGUUUUCUCCCUCAACUCAGAAUGGAGAGGUUUCUACGAGUAUCUGGGCAAGCGACAGGUCACCACAUUUACAGUGACUGGCUUUAAUGCGACCAGUGGAAGGGUUAACAUCACUUUACUGGAGACCAGCGGCGUGUCCAUCAGACUUUCUGGUACCUACAAGUCUGAGGAGAACCAGCUUCUUUUGAAGGUCUACCAGGUCAAAGGACCCACAGAGCAUUACUACAACAAGUUUAAGAAUGACAACUGGGCAAUGGAUGGAUAUGUGACUGCAGAAUCAGACCAGAAAACAUUUGUCUACCAGGGGCAUAUUCACAGUAAAGACUUUGGCAAGUUCCAUCUGAUGAGGCAAGGCCCUGUAACCACAGUCAUAGACCCAUCCAACCCGUACACUAACAGCAGCUCUGUGGCAGCAGCCAUCUUGGUUCCUUUCUUCGCCCUCAUCCUGUCUGGAUUCGCCUUCUACCUCUACAAGCACAGGACAUUGUCUGCUGACACAGAUGACAAUGAAAGACCCAAAGAUACCUGGGGGCCAGGCGGCAGAACCCGUCCCAAGGUCCAGUUCAAUGGCUAUGUGGGCCAUGAAAGCACCAAUGGUCAAGCAUCAUUCGAAAACCCCAUGUAUGACACGAACAUGAAGCCCACCGAGGCUAAAGCCGUUCGAUUUGACACCACACUCAAUACAGUAUGCACUGUGGUAUAGUCCAUCAUAUCCACCACUAGCUAAAAACAGCAGUCCACCCUGGCUGUCUGCGGUGUGGUUUAAUCCAACAGGACAAACAAACAAACAAUGAAUGGCACCGGCGCAGUCUGUGUGGUGGCGUGCUGUCAGCAUACACUCCAGUCAUGUGCCUCUGCUUCCUCCCAACAUGAGGAUCCACCGCCUCUCCCUCUAGUCUGACAGGUGAUAAUGGGAGCAGACAGUGAUGUCAUUGAAAAAUGUGUUCAUUUGUCAGGGGGGUUAGACAUGAAGGGAAAACAGGCAAGUCCAGAGAUUCUUAACUUCCAACUUAGAAAGGUGAAAACCUCUCCAUUGGCCUUUGGAGACCUUUCCUCCAACGGGAAUUUACCCCAAUCCAACUCUAUAUCCCUAUGCCAAAUAAAUGUGCACAGUGGUAAAAGGCUUACUGGCUCCCCCACUGGGCACCAGAAUGGGUUAGACAGGACUAAGUUGAAUUUAAUGGCAACUUAGAUGGCCUUUUUUUUGCUGCAAGGUGCACAAACUCACUGGCAUCUAAAUCGACUAAACAAAGUGACCACUUGUAUCAGACUUGAAAUCAAGUACAGAACGUAAAUGGUACUUGGAGUGGUUGUUUAAAGGUUUGAAAACCUUUUUAGCCUGCUUAGACUAUUGGAAGGUUCCCAUUCAUUAAGACAGGACAAUCAAAAAAGUUGUCUAUCUUUCACUAUUGACUACAGUAUAUGCCUUAUUGUAUUAUUACAAUAUCUGGCACCCAAUUAGGCUAAACCAUCAGAAACGUGACAAUUCUCUCUACAUAGCUUAUGAUGUGAGGUCUCCAGUGCAUUCAAAUUGCUCAAUCAUAAGGUGCACAGGUAGUCCACCUUGUGCUCGUGGUCAUGUGGGAUGGUCUCCACCCAUUUCCAUGAUCCUUAACAUGUGAAGCAGUCCUCCUAUAGCUCAUAUGAAUUGCCAAUUAGAUGCCAUAAAACAGUCCCAAGACAACAACUAGACAGUGCGGAAGCAGAAAUCCACACACUUUCAAACAGUCCGUACUUGGACUCGCCAGGAUUCCCUGUUUGUUGGCUGAACAAGAGGAGACCUGGAGGCAUUAAACUGUCAGGACGGCCGACCCAGGAUGGAAACAUCUUCAUGUCUCUAGUGGAGGAGGAGGAUAUGAUCCAGAGCCAGGUGAUAUUUGUAUCAUUCAGCCACAAAAUCAAAAGCAGAUCAAGACUCUCAUAGAUGGUUUGAGUGACUGACAUGAGACAAACGGACGGAGGAUCUUCUCUGUUUGUGGACUGGGAUAGAGACAAGGUGGGGUUGCUAUGGAAACAGAGGCAGAUUGUCUCUUCUGGCACUUUUCUUCAGUGAAGAUAUCGAUGAACUUAUGUUCAAAACCCAGUGGCCCAAUGGGACUUCCCAAUCCGCUGCUGCUGGGACCGCCCAAGUAUAAACUUUAUACAGACUCUUAAACCGCACAAAUUUUGCACUAGUGUGUUUUUCUGACUGGAUUAUGAACAAAAAAAUAAUUUUGGGGUAAGAAAUGGUUUUGGAAAAUGAGUCCUUCAAAUUUUAUUCAAAGCUUCUAUCUUUAAAAAAAAGAUGACUAAAUGAUGGGUAAUUACAGGGUUACAGAGUGUUUGUAUAUAUACAUUUAUAUUUCACGCCCCCGCCCUCGCUGAAGGUGUGAGCAUCUGCUACAGCCCUGUAUAUUUUAUCGCCGUAGACAACAGUCUACCCCACCAAGAAAAUUGUGGUGAGUUUACCUGUGGACCUCCGGCCUUCUUGUGUGUCAUAUUGGCACCAUUGUUGUGUUGAUGAUCUGGAGGCUCAUAUUGACCUGCUACUAAAGGUCAACGAAAUAGCAGACAGUGUGAUGCUUCACAUAUCAUAUAUCUCAGAGUGAACUCAUUGAUUCCACACAGUAGUAGCAAAAGUGUUCAGAAGCAACAAAGUCUUUAAAAAGAUGUGUUGUUAAUGUCCCUGACUACGCUCAUGUAUUUCACGCCUUUUAAUGCACUUUUUCACCCCAACACACCUUUUUAAAGAGCACAGCCUUUCAUCACUUAAAAAGUACAAUUUAUCUGAGCAAAUUACCUCUUUAUUGUGUUUUGCACCUUCCCAAUCAAUACAAGGCUAGGUAACGUAAAAAAGCUUGAGGUUUUGAUUUUCUAAGUACACUUUCCUCACUUCCAGGUUAAAGUACCAAUUAAAAGAGUGAUGUCAUGAAUAUUACAGGAUAAUCUGAAAGGUGACCAAAUGGGAUCACUACAUAUUUAUGCUACAGAAACUUGACUAUUGCUGCCUGAAGUAAAAUAGACAGUGGAACCUGUAAUGUCCAGCAAUUUAUGACCGGUAUUUUUUUUGUAUGGAAGGAUCUCAAUAUUACUUUUAUUAUUAUUAUAAUAUUGUGUUUUAAAAUUUUGAAUCAACAUAAUCAAUUUUGAGCAACACACUGUCAGCUGCAGCAUCCGAUGGUGAUGUCCCUUUCUGGCGCCUUCUUCUCCAGCAGAUAUCUGCAGCUGUAUGUCGGAAGGAUGGCACGUUAAGUCCCCACUCAAUGUCCCUUCCCUCCUGCAUGGUGCAUUCACGGGCACCAGGUCAUUACGCUAAAAAUUGUUUGCCUAGGCCAAGACACGUAACCCACUAGAAAUUGUUAACAUUAUUAGAGCACUCUCAACAUUAAAUAACACCCCUACAGCCACUUUGCAUUCAUUAGUUGAUAUAAUAAGAAAAUACUGCAUAUAACACAUAAAAUAAGGCAGGAAUCACACGUGUUAGUACUGGGAGAGUUUCUUGUUUUUAUUUUUCACUACAGAGGUCUGUACAGUACUUCAUGCAGUGGCUAUUGUCUAAUCAGUGUAACAUUACUGACAGCGAAAGACCAAGGUAGAAUGCUACAUAUGUCUAAAUGCCUUACAUAUGAAUUUUUUUUAAUUUUUCUAUUUCUAUGCAUGAAAAUGCUUCAUUUAGGCAAAAAUAUAUGUACACAGAUCCUUAAAUAACCAAUUUUUUGGAGUAAUUCAAUAUUAUGGCUAACAUAUUUGAAUAACAGUAAAGUGGCGGGGUAUUACUUUUUGACACUUUUUGUGGAUUUUCAAGCCAGAAACUACCCAAAAUUCACUUCAAAUUUUGGCUGGAAAAUGAAUUAUUUUGGGCUGAACUAUCCGUAUAAAAGUACAGGGAAAUGCAAGUCGUGUGCUGGCAUCUUGUGUUUUUAGAGGCAUAUUUUCCUCCCAAAUCUUGACUUUAUAGGUUCCACUGUAUAUCGCAUCUUCAGUUCUACAAUAGAAACGAUUGGCUGGCGCUAGUUUCCAAUUACUACACAAAUGUCGCUCAUCAGACAAAAAGACAACAUGCACAAUAUCGUGUGUUCCAAGUUUUGACGUGUGAUGCUGGAAGCUCACUGCAGCAAAAUAUGCAAGCUUCAGCUGAUUUUUUUUGGCAUUAUCAGUCAAAACUUCCACACAAUACUUUGCAGCAUGCAACAACAUGUGUCUGAAAAGGCGCUGCAUUGGGUUUUGAUGCCAGAUGAAACUGCUGUCAGUGUGUGCAUUCCAGUGUCUGCAGGCUUGUUUCACAAUGCGCAUACAACAUUCUCACAUUAGGUUUACGCCUCAGGCAUUUUUUGUUUGUAACCUGCAUGACUUUGUCCGCAUUAAUUUUACACUGUGGUUUGUUGCCGUAUAAAUAAUUCACCUUCAAUAUGUCCGUCAUGAACUUGCAAACAAUACAUGAGAAAUCCAGUUCACACAAAUAAGUAUUCCAUUUGCUGGAGACUCAUCUUAAAAAGUAAGAAAAACAUGAAGUGGUUUUUCAUUUAUCCUGGAAAAUGAGAAGAAAUCGUACAUUGAAAUGUCCCUAACAAAUGACACAGUGACAAUGACAAUAUAGAGUAGCUUUUAAAGACAAGCAAAAUAGCUGUUUGUUACUCUUUGUAUGCUGGUGUGCACCCAUUGAAUUGAUCUAAUUAUAUCAUUUGAGAUUUCCCAUUGAGCCAAGAGGGCAUAAUAUAACCUGGAAAUAAGAGGCUGCAAGGGUUCCACAAUAAAAGGUCUAAUUUGAACUGCUAAUGGCAUGCUGCUGAUCUCCAAGUGUGCCCAACACAAAAAAUGUAGACUCUUUUUAUUAUAGUCCUCUUUAUCCUGCCAUGUAAUGAUUCAACUUGCACUGUGAGAGGUUACGUUUGGGUGGGAAUUGAGCUAAAUGCACAGUGAGCGUGUGUGCACGUCCUCAAAGGUUACUGGUGCCAUAAUAGGGUCUCCAGCCUGCAGCCAAAAUCAGAAAUUAUUACCGGGAUCUCUGUGAGAUAGCGGCCAUGCAGAAUGAGCAAACAACAUGGAAUGAAAUGAAAGAGUUCUGUUUUAUCUUUCACUAACCAGCUGUGGGCUGGUACUAACUUGACAAAUGGAUCGUUACAGUCGUCCCUCGUUUUAACGCAGUUCAUUGGUUCCAGCCCCACCGUGAUAGGUGAAUUUCCGAAUGGUAGUAUUCUAUAUUAAUAAUUAAAUAUAUUUGUUUUUAAUGACCUGUUUAUGUCUAGAGCCCUCUAGACAUUAAACAACACCCCUAUAGUAAUCUUUGUACUCAUAUUACCUAAUAUAGUAGACAUGAUAAGCAAUAAUAAGACAUAAUAACUCACCGUUAGCAUUGGGAACGUGCCUUGUUCUAGUAUCUUGAACGUAAUGUGGGUCAAUCGCAUGGAAUUAAAAAACAGAUCAACAUCCUCACAAUGAUAUUUGUCAUUUGAUUGAUGUACACAAAAGUGAAUCUAACAUCAAUCUGCCAUACGUAGACACACACUCAAACAGUACGACUAGCUGUGUUGUGCACUGGCUGAAUAGCAAUCUACGAAGCUAACUAGUUAGCCUCCAGUUUAUUUUUAUUUUUUUCAAAUUAAGUAGUGGUUUGAAACUGAGUGGGGAAGAAGGACAAAGUAAGAAGUCAAAAAAGUACCACUUCCACACGGAAUGGGAGAAUAACACUUUUUCACUAUGUCAUGUUGGACUUGCAAGUUAAGCUAAUUCAGUGCUUCUCAAUCAUUUCCAUUCAUGCCCUCUCCCCAAGGAAUUUUUUCAUUGGAACAGUCAACCACAUAACCGCAAUCAUUGAUUAAUUUUUGAAAAACACAGCGGGAGCAAUAAUCAAACUGCGAUGCAGCGAGGGACGACAGUAUUAGACUUUCUUCAUCAUACGGUAUACUGUAAUCAAAAGGGGAAUCCUGGAUAGAGAAAAUAGUGCAGUUGUGUAACAUGGCCUUACCAAAUGAUCAUACAACUUACUAAGUGCCCUUCUUUCCCAGGACCCUCCUGUUUAAUACACAGCACAGCUUCUGGUCUGCUUGGAAACACAUCAGUGUAACAUCCUGUAGGUGGUAAAAUCAAGCCUUCAAAAUAAAAGAAGCAUGCCAGUAAAAUAACAUAAUUGCACCACAGUAGGAAUUCUGGUGAAAAAUCAGCAUUUCCAGAAAUGCUCUCUUAUCUUCAAAUGGUAUGGGCAGACACUCCAAACUUUUCCUGUGUGCUUCAUUUCUGCGUUUUGUUUGGGACAUACACUAUUCCUACACUAUUCCUUGUUUGUGUGAAGUAGAUUUACUACUGUAUUGUUUCAACAAACCCCCAGAAUAUGUAUUUUUUAAAAGCCGGGGAGGUCCUUCAGGAGGCGCAGUGUUCACCAUCACCAUCGUCACCAUCCUUUCUGUCGCCAUUGUGAUGUGCUGCUCAACUUGAAAUUGCAACAGAAGAGACAUUUUUGUACAGAAAUCUAUUUUUUAUGGAGAGUUUGUUUUAAAAAAAAUAAUAAUAAUAAAUAAAUAAAUAUGCUGUACUUUUUAUGAUCACUGAUGUAGGCUGGCCAACACCUUGUUUACGGAAAGACAUGAAAUGUUUUUAGAGCUGUUAUAACUUAUGUCAAAUGAUCAGAGAGAAGAUGUCAUAGUAGAAUGGGUGAUGUUUCACAGGAACACUGGAAAUGUUUCCUCCAUUUUUAAUUUCAAUAAUGAUAGCAUUAAUACUACAGUGAUGGUGGUAACAGUGGGGUCAUUAUACUGCAGCUCUGCACUAUUGUGCAAAAGUCUUAGGCGGCCAUUAGAUACAGAUACAGUAUAGUAUAGUAUAUUGUUUUAGUAAUGCGAGAAUAACCAUUAAUUCGGUAAGUGGAAGAGAGCAGACCUCCACCAAGGCGGCGUUGUUAGUAUUGUCAUAUUAGUAGCUAUUAGUGUUUGACACCACGUUACACCUAAAACAGUUUCUAAGUGGGAAAUGAUGUUAUAAGGUGCAUUUAGAACACACAAAGUGGUAAAGUGAAAAAAAAUGUAACUUUCAUUUUCAUAAUUAUCAUGUUUUGCAUAUAUUAAUUCAUAAAUUAUAUUGUUUCCUGACAAAAUACAGCCUAUUAUUAAUUUUAAAAUAUGCAUAUUGAAACAAAUCUUAUAGAUUUUUACCUAAAUCAAAAAUUUUCAAGCAUAAAAAUAUUACAUUAACUAAAAUACACAUAUAAUGCAUUUGGAAGAUGCAUCCAAAAACCUUAUGCUAUACAGUAUUCUACACUGGACACUAAAUGUCAGUAAUGUUACUAUAAUAUUCGAUGGGACACACAAGCAUCAGACUUGAUAACUGCAGCAACAAGCUUUUAAUGCGGUUUGGAAAACAAGCACAAUAAUGACAAUCAUCCAAAAAUAAAUAAUUAGAAUUAGAACAUGGGCUACUGUUGCAGCCAUAAUCAACUCCUUGUUAAAAGUCAACUCUGAACGCCCCUGACAUUCACUUAUCACGGUCAGGAUUUAGAACCAAUUAACAGUGAUAAAUGAGGGACUACUGAACAUCCCAUUUAAUCUCAUGGUACUGUCUAAACACAAAGCAAGAGGUGACCAAAGACUUUUGCACAAUAUAUAUAUAUAUAUAUAUAUAUAUAUAUAUAUAUAUAUAUUUUAAGCUAGUUUUCCACAGUGUUCCUGUGAAAGAUCAACUAAUAGUAACACAUCUACAACUGCAUUAGAGACAAGUGUUCUCCUGAGAGCUUUUUCAUGACCUUUUUGGCCCCAAAGCGAUGCCCCGUGUCCGUAUAAAUGAGCUAAGAUGUGGUUCCUCCCAGGGGAAUAGGGACACAUACUGUACGGAGGCUCCAGUUCCAUUGGAUUCUAUUGCAAUGUUUGCGACCCAUUAUUUUGUAUGACCCAGAGAGAGACAUAAAUAACGCAAGCAUACAGUAUGUGAAUGCAGCCUCAUAACCUGUUGUCAAAGAGACUCACACUUUAACAGCUACAGUAUUUUGAAGAUUUGAGAA
Molecule: messenger RNA, 20559 nt
Organism: Doryrhamphus excisus (bluestripe pipefish)
Lineage: Eukaryota; Metazoa; Chordata; Actinopteri; Syngnathiformes; Syngnathidae
Source: RefSeq, a predicted model, not a curated record